AUUGUGUUUGCUUGUCUGGAAGAUUGCAGUUUCAGUCAAAAGAAUAUUCCAUCCGCUCUCACCUAAGGUAGAUAAUAAUGGCCAAAUUGAAUGUUGUAUCUUUGGUUGCCUUUUUGGCUGGCUUAGUCGUUGUCAUUGAAGGAGGAGAUUUCAUCAUCUUCAAUGAAAUUCCUCCUACUGUUCACGUUUGCGGUAAUCAGAGGCAGCAGGUUUUAGAUUACUGGGCAGAAUGUGAAUUAAACAUUCCCUUCGAUGAAUGUCCACUUAAACGACGUCGAUCAGUUGAUGUAGACAUUGUUACUGAUUUCAAGAAAGAGCCAUCUUAUACCAAAUUUGACGACCGAUUGAUUGAAGCUGGUCACCACACUAAUAACUUCUUGAAAUUUGGAAAAUCUUUAUACACCCGUCUUCAAGAAUUGAACCUUGAAAAAUUAGACGAGAAAUGCUGUAUGCCUCCACCCAUGCCUGCCAAGGAAUGCGAAAUGUUGCCUCAGCUAUGUCCUGGUGGCAGUAUGUUCAAUGAAGCCCUUAAAGAUGAUAUCAUUAAAGGUGGUUGCGAAAUUUUUAUCGAAGAAAAUCUAUAAUUUUCCCCUCUCCCAAUCAUUGAUAUGAAGUAAGCAGAACUAUCCAAUUCCUCCCCAUGCUAUGAUUGAUUGCUGUGAUCAAAUUUGUAGAUCAUAUGAUGUGAAGGCAAUAAAGAUGAUGUUGUAAAAGC
Messenger RNA from Trichoplax adhaerens, 715 nucleotides. RefSeq lists its product as uncharacterized. Lineage: Eukaryota; Metazoa; Placozoa; Uniplacotomia; Trichoplacea; Trichoplacidae. Bases 78 to 584 code for a protein of 168 amino acids. The record is from RefSeq and is a predicted model, not a curated record. The transcript is spliced from 3 exons.